Molecule: messenger RNA, 2099 nt
Organism: Hydra vulgaris (swiftwater hydra)
Lineage: Eukaryota; Metazoa; Cnidaria; Hydrozoa; Anthoathecata; Hydridae
Biological process (GO): calcium-mediated signaling; actin filament organization; neuron projection development
Cellular component (GO): postsynaptic density; actin cytoskeleton; dendrite
Molecular function (GO): actin filament binding
Source: RefSeq, a predicted model, not a curated record
GUACUUAACUUCUAUUAUAUAAUUACUUGUACGGGAUUAUAUACAUAAAACGUUUUGUUGUACGACCAAAGCGAAUCAAAAUGUCGCAUUGGAAAUUUACAUCUAUUGGUGUAUGUUAUUUUUCAUGUUAAUAUUAAAAUGGAUACACCAGACCUGCAAAAGUUAGAAGAAGGCAUUGUAACAGAAAACUCAGUAGUUGAUGACUUAGUUUCAGACAAUGUAUUAAACCUACAAGAUACUUUUAUAAGAAACAGCUUUUUAGCGAUAUCUGAAACAAAGUUGCUUAAUAACCAAUACUUGCAUGAUAAGAUAGCUAUUAAUAUCAAAAGGAAAAAACCUUCAAAAUAUCAAGAAGUUUUUGAGUCUACUGAAAAUAAAAAUCAAGAUAAGAAUGAGAUUUUGGAAUUGAGCACAUCGACGAACUUAGUUCCUCUUGUGUCAACAAUUAUAUCAGAAAACAACAAUGAUAAAGAUGAAAAUAAGCCUUUUAAUUUAUGUACUUUAACAGAUACUUUGCAAACUUCUGUUAGAGAAGAGACAGUUGAUUUUGAAGAUUCAAUUGUAUGCCAAUUUGAUGUUUCCAAAGAAUCUGCAGGCAAUUUAUUAAAUGAACAAAUUAACUUGUUAGACGACAACUUUUCAGCAAUUCCAAAAACAAUUACACUUAGUAACAAAUAUUUGCAUGACAAGAUAGCUUCCAACAUCAAAAGAAGGAGGCCUUUACAGGGAAUUCAAGGAAAGUUAGCAUCUAGUGAAAAUGAAAGUCACUAUGAGGCUGACUUUUCUUUACCAACAAUGGUAUUAGCUCCUGUUAUAUCAAUAAAUAUUUCAGAUAGUAACUUAUCAGAAGUUAAGGAGUCUUUAACAAAUACUUCAAUAAAAACCAACUUGGAAUCCUCAAUUUUUAGUCUGCCUAAUACAGAAGUAGAUACAUCAUUUGUAAAUUUUAGUUCUGAAAAGUUUGAUUUCGAACAGAUAAAUGUUGAAGAACACCAUCUUGGUAGUCAAAUUAACUCACAUGAAAAUUUAUCAAAUGCACAUGACAAAUUGUCAAAAAGUAAUAGUUUUAUUACAGAAAGAUCAUUGCCUACAAGAGAUUUGGAAAAAAAUCUGAAUGACAAGGAUGCCGAUGUUUUGGGUCUAUCUAUGCAUGCUAUUUCAAUGCCAAAUCUUCGUGAAUCUCUUGAAAUUCAUGACAACGUUAAGUCACCAAAACAUGGUUUCUUUAAAGUUUUCAAAAAGAACAAGAAAGCUCAAAAAUUAUCUAUGUCAACAGAUCAGUUAUCAACAGAUCCUUUACAAAAUAGUAAUGUAAGAUUGUCAUCUGUGGACAUUGAUAUAAAUGGAUCACCAAAGAUUAACGAAAUAGAAAAUGAUGUUAAUAAUGAAGUGGCUGUUUACUGGGAUGUUCAACAGGUGGGAUUGUUUUUGACUGAGAUUGGUCUAUCACAAUAUGUUAGCAAUUUUCAAAGUCACAAUGUUAAUGGUCGUGUUUUUCUUUCUACUAAAGAAAGUUAUUUAAAAAAAAUCGAAAAGUGGACACUUCUGUAGUUGAUGACGCAUAACCUCUAUAACAGCAAGGUACAUAACAAUUUCGAAGUACAUAACAAUUUCAAGGUACAUAGCAAUUUCGAAAAUAACUUUUUGUAUAUAAUUAUGUUGUGCUUUUUAAUACCAUUAACCUUGCAUUAAAUUUCCAGUUAAUUAAAAUGAAAAUUUUUUAGUUGUAAAAAAUGUGUGUAAAAAAUAGUUGCUGUGUAAAAAACGGUACAAAACACAGUUGCUUAAAAUUUGUAUUAAGAUCGCUGUUGAGUAUAACCAUCGCAUUCAUUACCAUGUAAAUCUAUACAGCCAUAUACGUUCGGCUCCAACCAAAAGAUAAACUAUCUUGCUGUCAAGGCCUCCAUUUCUAGAAUGUCAAGGUCGUAAUAAAUGAAGAUUUAAAUUUUUUGUCUUUUAUAGUUCUUCUAAAAGUUAAAUAAAUUUUGUAUCCGUUUCUAAUAUCUGGUGGAAUAUUUGUUAUCUAAUUCUGAAAAAGUAUUACUUUUGUUAAUGUAGGAACUUGGUGUUAUAAAUAAAGAACACCGUCAUCAAAUUUU